Plasmodium inui San Antonio 1 is the source of this 318-nucleotide messenger RNA. RefSeq names its product CDP-diacylglycerol-inositol 3-phosphatidyltransferase. The record is from RefSeq and is a predicted model, not a curated record. The transcript has 4 exons. Gene Ontology annotation, molecular function: CDP-diacylglycerol-inositol 3-phosphatidyltransferase activity. NCBI's taxonomy places the organism in Eukaryota, Apicomplexa, Aconoidasida, Haemosporida, Plasmodiidae. Gene Ontology annotation, biological process: phosphatidylinositol biosynthetic process. Gene Ontology annotation, cellular component: Golgi apparatus; membrane. Bases 1 to 318 code for a protein of 105 amino acids.
AUGAAAAAGCUAAGUGUGUAUUUCUACAUACCGAAUAUCAUUGGCUACAUCCGAGUGAUACUAGCUCUGUGGGGGUUCAUGAUAUGUCGGAAGAACUUAAUUCUGUUUGCCGUUCUUUACGGCACGAGCCAAUUGCUAGAUGCCUUCGAUGGGUGGACGGCGAGGAAGUUUAAUCAAACCUCCGUCUUCGGCCAAAUAUUAGAUCAAAUCACGGACAGACUGUCUACAACCCUGCUGUACCUCCUCAAUGGAAACGCCUACGAUGAGUACAUUAUUGGUAAGCUAUCCGAAGCGAACGUGAGGAGCGAAACUGCCUAG